Molecule: messenger RNA, 1557 nt
Organism: Ictalurus furcatus (blue catfish)
Lineage: Eukaryota; Metazoa; Chordata; Actinopteri; Siluriformes; Ictaluridae
Gene: kcnj11
Product: potassium inwardly rectifying channel subfamily J member 11
Exons: 1
Coding region: 22-1170 (382 amino acids)
Biological process (GO): regulation of monoatomic ion transmembrane transport; potassium ion import across plasma membrane
Cellular component (GO): plasma membrane
Molecular function (GO): ATP-activated inward rectifier potassium channel activity
Source: RefSeq, a predicted model, not a curated record
AGGCUGUAGCAUGGGACAGCAAUGUUGUCCAGGGAAGGUGUUAUUCCUGACGAUUAUGUCCUGACCCGGUUGGCGGAGGACGUCCUGCAACCCAAAUUCAAGACUAAACAGAGGAAGUCGCGCUUUGUGGACAAGAACGGCACGUGCAACGUAGCGCACACGAACAUCCGCGAACAGGGCCGCUUUCUGCAGGACGUGUUCACCACGCUGGUGGAUCUAAAAUGGCUUUACACGCUGAUUAUCUUCACCAUGUCUUUCCUGUGCACUUGGUUCCUGUUUGGCAUGAUCUGGUGGCUCGUUGCUUUCGCACACGGCGACCUGGACACGAACGCGGACGGAUUUGUUCCGUGCGUCACCCAAAUACACUCGUUCUCCUCGGCGUUCUUGUUCUCCAUCGAAGUUCAGGUGACGAUAGGAUUCGGAGGGCGCAUGAUUACGGAGGAGUGCGUGUCCGCAGUUAUAGUGUUGAUCGUACAGAACAUUGUGGGCCUGCUGAUUAACGCGAUCAUGCUAGGCUGCAUCUUUAUGAAGACUGCGCAAGCGCGCCGCCGCGCUGAGACCCUGAUCUUCAGCAAACACGCGGUGAUCUCGCUGAGGAACGGCAAGUUGUGCCUCAUGGUGCGCAUCGGAGACCUGCGCAAGAGCAUGAUCAUCAGCGCCACAGUGCACAUGCAGCUGGUGCGCCGCAACACCACGAACGAGGGCGAAGUGAUUCCGCUGGAGCAGACCGACAUCCAGACGGACAACCCGGUGGGCGGAAGCAGCAUCUUCCUCGUGUCUCCGCUCGUCAUCAGCCACGUGAUUGACAAGAGCAGCCCCAUGUACGAGCUGUCAGCUGAAGACUUACAGCGCGAAAACAUCGAGGUGGUGGUGGUGUUGGAGGGCGUGGUGGAGACCACCGGCAUCACCACACAGGCGCGCACAUCCUACGUGUCUGAGGAGAUCCUGUGGGGUCAGCGCUUCGUGCCCACUGUGUCCGAGGACGACGGCAUGUACGCCGUGGAUUACUCCAAAUUCGGCAAAACGGUGAAGGUUCCCACGCCGAUCUGCAGUGCCCGGAAGUUGGACGAGGAAGACGGCGUGGUUUGGUUUAAACCGCGAGACCUCACAUCCGCCAGAGGUUCUGUGCGAAGGCGAGUAAAACGGCAAGCGACCCAUCACGAUGCGUGAACCUUACUGUCAUGGGGAAAAUUCCUUUUUAGAUAGGGCUACUGCGUGCACUUCAUCUAUAACCUAUAGAUUAAAUCAGCUUGAAACUGAUUCUAUAUGUUCUUUAAAGUUUUGAAUUGAAUUUUUUUAAAUGCUGAUGAAAUGUAGGCAUGCAAUAAAUAAAUUAGCCCGUGUGAAGUGUUACUACAUACAAUGCUCUCCACUAAUAUUAGCACCCUUUGUAAAUAUGAGCAAGGAAGGCUGUGAAAAAUUGUCUUUAUUGUUUAACCUUUUGAUAUUUUGUUUAAAAAAAAAUCCAAAAAUACUCUGCUCUCAUGGAUAUCAAACAAUUGCAAAUACAACACAGGUUUAUAAAAAUAUAUAUAUAACUUUGUUAAAUAUAGGUAU